This is a messenger RNA of Zymoseptoria tritici IPO323, 1536 nucleotides long. RefSeq lists its product as uncharacterized. The coding region runs from base 1 to 1536 and encodes 511 amino acids. The record is from RefSeq and is a predicted model, not a curated record. NCBI's taxonomy places the organism in Eukaryota, Fungi, Ascomycota, Dothideomycetes, Mycosphaerellales, Mycosphaerellaceae. Gene Ontology annotation, biological process: chromate transport. Gene Ontology annotation, molecular function: chromate transmembrane transporter activity. The transcript has 2 exons.
AUGCCCUCCCUCCUCACCCGCCUCCGCUCCUCCUACAAAUCCCUCCGCUCCGCCCUCCUCCCCAGCGGCGAUGCCAUCUCCUCCACUCCUCUGCUGGACAUGCUCGCCCACAACUGGCACCUCGGCCUAACCUGCUUCGGCGGGCCCACGGUCCACUUCCAGAUCUUCCAAGAACUCUUCGUCGAAAAAUACGCCUGGAUCGACGCGGCGACCUACCUCGAACUGUUCGCUUUAUGCCAAGCUCUCAGUGGUCCCGCGAGUACGAAAAUGAUCUAUGCGAUUAAUGUACUGCAUUAUGGAUUGGCCGUGGGGGUGGGGAGUUUUUUCGUGUGGAGUUUACCCAUGGCGAUUGCGGCGUUUGGUCUCGGGUUGGGAGUGGGUAAUAUUGGGGAGGAGUUGCCGGCGCCGGUGUAUGCACUUUUGAGUGGACUUAAUUCGGCGACGGUGGGGAUUAUUGCGCUUGCGGCGGUGCAGUUGAGUAAUAAGGCGAUUACGGAUACGUUGACGAGGUGUUUGGUGUUUUUGGGGGGGACGGCGGGGAUGUUGUAUAAUGCGCUAUGGUACUACCCUGUGCUGAUGGCGGCUGGUGGGAUCGUCACGGUGAUAUUCGACUUGAAGCUAGUACAGAGGGCAUGGAGGAAACUCUCGCCGCGUCAGGAAGCACCACCACCGGAAGAAGUCCACCACAGCGCCAUCGAGAUGGGCAGCAUCCACCACUCCGCCGAGCCACGAGCAUCAACCUCCAACCUCCACGCCCGGACCUCCACCAUCAAGACGCCCACCGAUCCCACCGAACCCACCGCAGCAGUCUCCCACCAAUCCGUCCUCGCCGAAGAAAUCUCCACCCCACCCACCCCCGUCCUGUCCUCCUGGAAACUCGCCACCGCCAUCAUAACCGCUUUCUUCGCCUCCUUCAUCACCGUCAUGGUCUGCCGCGGCACUUUCGGCGGCGCAAACCGCGGCUUCGACCUCUUCUCCAACCUCUACCUCGCCGGAACCAUCAUUUUCGGCGGCGGACCCGUCGUCAUCCCUCUCCUCCGCGAGUACAUCGUCACCCCCGGUUUCGUGUCCCCGCGAGACUUCAUCCUCGGACUGGCCAUCACACAAGCGUUUCCCGGCCCGAAUUUCAACUUCGCCGUCUACUGCGGCACCUUAGCUGUCCAGGGAUCCCGUAUACCACCCGUGGUGGGAGCGAUGAUUGGAUACGUCGGUAUUUUCCUCCCGGGUAUGUGGCUACACACGGGAUUCAUCGGAUUGUGGUCAAGUGUGCGUAAAGUGCAAGUCGUGAGGGCCCUGUUGAGGGGUAUCCACGCGAGUGCGGUGGGAUUGGUUUUCACGGCGGUGUAUCGUAUUUUUCAGAUUGGGUAUUUGGAUGGGGAGAAUCAGAAUGGAGCGAGUUUGAGUCGGGAUCCGUGGUGGUUGGUUGUUGUUGCGACGAGUUUUGUGGGCGGGAUGCAUUUUGGGGUUAGUCCGCCGAUGGCGGUGGGGUUGGGGAGUGUUAUGGGGUUGGUCUGGUUUGGGGUUACGCAAGGGUAG